UUGGAACAUUAGUAACAACUCCAUCACCACACCGGACCGGAGCGGACCGGAGCGGAGCGGAGCGGAGCGGAGCGGGGAUCGUGGAGAGGCGGCAUGUCGGCGCCGCUGCCCCCGUGUGUGAUCGACUGCGGGACGGGAUACACCAAGGUGGGCUAUGCUGGAAACACAGAGCCACAGUUCAUCAUGCCCUCAUGUGUAGCCAUCAGGGAAAGUGCUGGCGUGGGGGAUCAGGCUCAGAGGCGUCUGGUACGAGGUGUGGAUGAUCUUGACUUCUACAUCGGAGACGAAGCCAUCGACAAACCAAACUACGCAACCAAGUGGCCUAUCCGUCAUGGGAUGGUGGAGGACUGGGACCUGAUGGAGAGGUUUAUGGAGCACAUUAUCUUUAAAUACCUCCGAGCAGAACCAGAAGACCACAGCUUCCUGAUGACAGAGCCUCCUCUCAACACUCCAGAGAACAGGGAGUAUCUGGCAGAGAUCAUGUUUGAGACCUUCAGCAUCCCGGGCCUUUACAUCGCAGUGCAGGCCGUUCUAGCGUUAGCUGCAUCGUGGACGUCUCGUCAUGUUGGAGAGAGAACGCUGACCGGCAUCGUCAUCGACAGCGGAGAUGGAGUAACUCACGCCAUACCUGUGGCGGAGGGCUAUGUGAUUGGCAGUUGUAUUAAGCACAUCCCCAUCGCUGGGCGGGACAUCACCUUCUUCAUCCAGCAGCUGCUUAGGGAGCGAGAGGUCGGCAUUCCUCCUGAACAGUCACUGGAGACAGCCAAGGCUGUCAAGGAGCGGUUCUGUUACAUCUGUCCAGACAUAGUGAAGGAGUUUAGUAAGUACGACUCGGAGCCGGGCAGGUGGAUCAGACAGUACCACGGGGUCAACGCCGUCACUCAGACUUCCUUCCACAUCGACGUCGGCUACGAACGCUUCCUGGGUCCAGAGAUUUUCUUCCACCCGGAGUUUGUGAACGCUGACUUCAUGCAGCCCAUCUCAGAUGUAGUCGAUGAGGUCAUUCAGAGCUGUCCAAUCGAUGUCCGGAGACCGCUCUACAAGAACAUUGUUCUCUCUGGUGGGUCCACCAUGUUCAGAGACUUUGGGCGCCGUCUGCAGAGAGACCUGAAGAGACUGGUGGACGCAAGACUGAGACUGAGUGAACAUCUGAGUGGAGGAAGAAUUAAGCCCAAGCCGAUGGACGUACAGGUGGUAACACACCAUAUGCAACGUUAUGCCGUCUGGUUUGGAGGCUCCAUGCUGGCAUCCACGCCGGAAUUCUCCCAGGUCUGCCAUUCGAAGAAGGAUUAUGAUGAGAUCGGUCCCAGCAUUUGUCGCCACAACCCCGUAUUUGGAAUUAUGUCCUGA
Molecule: messenger RNA, 1350 nt
Organism: Lampris incognitus (smalleye Pacific opah)
Lineage: Eukaryota; Metazoa; Chordata; Actinopteri; Lampriformes; Lampridae
Gene: actr3b
Product: actin related protein 3B
Exons: 12
Coding region: 94-1350 (418 amino acids)
Cellular component (GO): actin cortical patch
Molecular function (GO): actin filament binding
Source: RefSeq, a predicted model, not a curated record